Messenger RNA from Rhizophagus irregularis DAOM 181602=DAOM 197198, 279 nucleotides. The record is from RefSeq and is a predicted model, not a curated record. Lineage: Eukaryota; Fungi; Glomeromycota; Glomeromycetes; Glomerales; Glomeraceae.
AUGGACGAUAUAAAAGAAAUAAUUUCUUUGGUAAUAAAUUUAUAUGUUUAUAAGCGAUUACCAAAUGAAAAUAUCGCAAAUGAAAAAUACCUUAUUACUUAUAGUGAAGAAGGUCGUACAAUUGUCGGUUGGAAUGGUGAAGAUAUAGAUAAGGUUCAACUUAAAUUUCAUCAAGCUGUUAAAACUAAUGAAGAAAUCAAAAGUUUAUGCUUUGCUGAUGAUAGAAAACUUGCUUAUAUUAAUAGCCGUCUAAUCGAUAUGAGUUAUUGUGCCUUUUAA